CCAGCCGGCCAGCCUGCCUGCCUGCCUGCCUGCCGGGCCGGCGGCAGCGGCGGGCUCGAGGCCGCCCCGAUGCCCGAGCCAGGCCCCAGGAUGAACGGCUUCUCGCUGGGCGAGCUGUGCUGGCUGUUCUGCUGCCCGCCCUGCCCGAGCCGCAUCGCCGCUAAGCUGGCCUUCCUGCCGCCGGAGCCCACCUACACGGUGCUGGCGCCCGAGCAGCGCGGCCCCGGCGCGCCCUCCCCGGCCCCGGCCGCCGCCGCCACGGCCGCGGCCCAGCCGGCACCGCAGCAGCCCGAGGAGGGCGCGGGCGCGGGGCCCGGCGCGUGCAGCCUGCACCUGAGCGAGCGCGCCGACUGGCAGUACUCGCAGCGCGAGCUGGACGCCGUCGAGGUCUUCUUCUCGCGCACGGCCCGGGACAACCGGCUCGGCUGCAUGUUCGUGCGCUGCGCGCCCUCCAGCCGCUACACGCUGCUCUUCUCUCACGGCAACGCGGUGGACCUGGGCCAGAUGUGCAGCUUCUACAUCGGCCUUGGCUCGCGCAUCAACUGCAACAUCUUCUCCUACGACUACUCGGGCUACGGCGUCAGCUCGGGCAAGCCCUCCGAGAAGAACCUCUACGCUGACAUCGACGCCGCGUGGCAGGCGCUGCGCACCCGGUACGGCGUAAGUCCGGAGAACAUCAUCCUGUACGGGCAGAGCAUCGGGACCGUGCCCACGGUAGACUUGGCCUCCAGGUACGAGUGUGCAGCCGUGAUUCUCCAUUCGCCUCUCAUGUCUGGGUUGCGCGUGGCUUUUCCGGAUACCAGGAAAACGUACUGCUUUGAUGCUUUUCCCAGCAUCGACAAGAUCUCUAAAGUCACCUCUCCCGUGCUGGUCAUCCACGGGACGGAGGACGAGGUCAUCGAUUUCUCCCACGGCCUGGCGAUGUACGAGCGCUGUCCGCGGGCCGUGGAGCCCCUCUGGGUCGAGGGGGCCGGGCAUAACGACAUAGAGCUUUACGCACAAUACCUAGAAAGACUAAAGCAGUUCAUAUCUCACGAACUUCCCAACUCCUGAAGACCACUUGAUUUUACCUCAUUACCGUGAACACAGGAGUCCUCUGUUUUGCACAUGCUUUAACUGGAUAGCGGUCAUGGCGUGAUAACCACGAGGAAGUGCUCAGCUUUCAGGGCGUCCUAAUCAAAGAGCUGAGGAAUUCUCAGUCUUUCAUACCUAGAGGUUCUGCUAACUCACACAUCAUGUUAAACUGAACAGUCUGAUUCCCAGCUUCAUGGCCUUGCAGAAUGGGAAUGAGAGCUGAGCGGGGGGACCGUUUCCUUGUGCUCUAUAAAGGAUGCUCAUAUCUGUCUACCUUGCCCAUCACUUAGGAUUCAUGUAUGCAGGACUCCACCCUCUCUCCACCAGUGUUCUCAGUAUUUGACCUGCAGCUCUCUUUCAGCCACUGGAUUUGUGAGUUCAAUCCAUUUGUGAAGCUGUGAUAGUGUAACUGGAAAACAAUUGUGAUGAAAAUUCCUUUGUUAAUCUUUGUUAAUUUUUUUUGCUGGUCUUUCCCCCAAACAAAUCAGUUAAAGGGUAGUUUACUGGAACUAUCAUGAAUAGCUUCAUCAACUGGAACCAUAUAAAUAUAACUGGAAUAUUCUUAAACAAAAGGAAACUGGGGUUUUUUUUAAGUGUAAAUUUAUUACCAGUCCCCACAGAGUUUUAAUAUUUUGAUUGUCUGGUUGGUCUAACAAAGAGCCUAGCCGACUUUCCUUCUGUAAAGUCCUCCUUGUAGGCUUUUUUAAAGUACUGUACAUAUUUGCAAUUACAUUGUGCAUAGAUUCUUAAUGGGCAGUUUUCUUUUGUCAGGCUCCAACAAACUGCAGAUUUCCUUGUUUGUAUUGUAAAUGAUUGAAUACAUUUUGUUAAUCUGUUUUUAUUCCUAUGUUUUGCUAUUAAAAAAUUUUAUAACAUUUCCAAGACAAAAGAAAAUUACAAGUUUAUGCUUUGAAGAACUUAUGUAAUUAAAAUUUCACGAAACUAAUCUUUUAGUUGAGGAAUUCUUUGGGUUUUGACACUGGAGUUGCGCCGAAUAAGCAGCGGAAAUGUAAGAUGCUUCAACUUGCUACACUGCUUGUAUUGGUUGGGGGUUUGGGUUUGGGGGUUCUUUGGUUUUAUUUUCUUUUUUAAGUUUUUUUCCCCCCCAAAUUUAAAAGCCUUAAAUGUACUGUCAGCCUCAGAUUGUUGUACAGCUGGGUUGCGGUUGAUUGCCAGUUUGUGUUCUGUUGCUUGGAUGCAGCACAGUGGUUGGCCACGGAAUAAAGGAUGCAUGGAUCAGAA
Molecule: messenger RNA, 2316 nt
Organism: Camelus dromedarius (Arabian camel)
Lineage: Eukaryota; Metazoa; Chordata; Mammalia; Artiodactyla; Camelidae
Gene: ABHD17C
Product: abhydrolase domain containing 17C, depalmitoylase
Exons: 3
Coding region: 70-1053 (327 amino acids)
Biological process (GO): protein depalmitoylation; regulation of postsynapse organization
Cellular component (GO): endosome membrane; plasma membrane
Molecular function (GO): palmitoyl-(protein) hydrolase activity
Source: RefSeq, a predicted model, not a curated record